AUGCCGGAGGCUUGCCGCCAAAUUGGGAGGAGCACAAGGACGCCACCGGCAAGGUAUUCUACUACAAUGAGAUCACGAAGGAGACCUCUCGCGCCAAACCGAAGGGUGCAGCAUCGCCAGCGCCCAGUCCGCUGGGAGGUUUGCCGCCCGACGGGAAGGAGCACAAAGAUCCAGGCAGUGGCAAGACGCUUUACUACACGCCGCAGCUCGUUGGGUGGCGGCGAGGUACAGGCUUCUGGUAUUUCUGCAGCUGCCCCAGCCACUCUGUCCCCCUGUCCCGUGUCUGGGGAUAGCGAUGAUGAUGCCUGGUCCUUGGUCUCCUCAGUCUCCUCCACUCCGGAGGCUCAGGAGGACAUGGAAAGGAUCACAGGAGACAAGCUGGAGUUGGAGAAGGAGCCGUGCAAGGACCAAGCUGCAGAGAAGCAAGCCAGAUUGCUUGCGGAGCAGAAGCACGCUGCAGCCCUCGAGGCAGAACGCAAGCUCCAGUCUGUCCUCCAGGCUAUGGAGCAGCUUCGUGCAGAUCACCAACGCGUCACCGAAGAGAAGGAAGAGGAAGCUCGUUUGCGCGCAGAGGCAGAAAUGAUGCAUGCAGCCGUUGCCAAAGAAAUGCAGAAGCUGCAGGAAGACCACUCGAGGCUGAAAGCCAACAAAGAUGCAGAAGAGAAG
Messenger RNA from Symbiodinium necroappetens, 666 nucleotides. Lineage: Eukaryota; Dinophyceae; Suessiales; Symbiodiniaceae. The record is from the annotation of a GenBank genome assembly.